CCAUGGCUUUUGCUUGGAGCGUACGCAAGUCAGCAUCUAAGCUCGCUUCCGUAUGUGGUCGAGUCCGGUCUAUCUCCGCAGUUGUGAACCUUCCGUCUAUAUCUCUUAAACCGUCUCCGCUGAGUCCGUUCGUCUCUCGUAGCUUUUUCUACUCGAUGGCUGUUGAUCAGCUGAGCUCUGAGCAAACCCUUCUCCUUGCUAUUGACUCCGAGCUCAAUUCCGCUUUCCAAAACGAUGAUCCCGACUUAAGUGAAGAGAUGACACCAGGAAGCUUCUUCCCUUUCGAAAUCGAAGACGAUGCUGGAGAUCAGAAUGUUACAUUGACCAGAGACUACAAUGGGGAACAUAUUAAACUUUCAGCAGACAUGCCUUAUCUUCAUGAUGCUGUCAUUGAUGCAUUUGGUCCUUCAUGUCCUCAUGAUGAACUAUUAUUUCCACUAGAAGUGACUAUCACCAAGAAGAGCGGACUCAGCCUAGAGUUUACCUGCCAGGUGUUUGCUGAUUAUAUGAGAGUAAGAGAGUUAACUGUGAAUCAUCCUGAGGAUUCUUUGGAGUAUCUAAUGGAAACUGACUGGCCUCCUCUCAAAAACUUGGACGAUAAUCUGAAGAAGGCGUUAGAAAGAUAUCUGACGACCAGAGUUGAAGCAAGCACAACGAAACUCUUGCAUAAGUACAUGAUGAGCAAAAUGAAGCGAGAGUACUUGGUAUGGUUGAAGAAUGUUAAGAAGUUUGUGGAUGAAUGAAACGGUAAGUUCGGUAUUGUAAAAAAUGAAGUGU
Messenger RNA from Camelina sativa (false flax), 777 nucleotides. RefSeq lists its product as uncharacterized. The record is from RefSeq and is a predicted model, not a curated record. NCBI's taxonomy places the organism in Eukaryota, Viridiplantae, Streptophyta, Magnoliopsida, Brassicales, Brassicaceae. Gene Ontology annotation, cellular component: mitochondrial matrix.